Ornithorhynchus anatinus (platypus) is the source of this 15317-nucleotide messenger RNA. RefSeq names its product mucin-19-like. Lineage: Eukaryota; Metazoa; Chordata; Mammalia; Monotremata; Ornithorhynchidae. The transcript is spliced from 5 exons. The record is from RefSeq and is a predicted model, not a curated record. The coding region runs from base 282 to 15317 and encodes 5011 amino acids.
CAACUUCUUCCCCAUUUUCCGCCACCCCAACUUCCACCGCCAUUUCCACGCUGACCGGAACGGGUUCUGGAUCUACCAACGGUUCUCCACCGGCUUUGACCAGUACCAAGUUCCCCACCAUUACCACUUCGGCCCCAACGAGUUCGGGAUCUGCCCCUGCUACGACUCCGUCUUCUGUUGUGACAUCAUCCACCACACUGUCCUCUCCAGCUUCUGCUCACACAGAAUCAGCUGGCACUUUGACAUCAGCAACAACCAGAACCAAUUCUUCUUCACCUUUGAUGUCAGAAUUAACCAGCACUAAAUCGACUACAGAUUCUAUCACAGAACUUACCACCCAAAAUUUUACCAUUACUUCUACCUUUGCCUGGACAAGUUAUGGACCUAUCGCCAGUUCUCCACCAGCUCCUGCCAGUACCAGUCCUCCUACCAGUAUCCCCUUAGCCGGAACCAGUAGAUUAUCAGACCCUACUACCAACUCUCCAUCAGCCAUCGCAGCAUCAACCACACCGUCCUCCCCGACUUCUUAUCAAACGGAAUCAACCCGUACCGAUUCUCUCUCGCCCGUAACAACAGAAAUAACCACCCUCUUAACCACCUCAAGUUCUAUCCCGUUUCUUUCCUCACAGAGUUCUACCUCUACUUCGGCCGUGAACCUGAUGAGUUCUGGAUCUAGCACCAGUUCUUCACUGGCUCCGACCAGUGUUGAAUCUUCCACUGGGUCCACCUCGGCCAUCACGAAUGUUAUAUCAGCCCCCUCUACGCCCUCACCUUCAGCUCUUAUAACAUCAACCACAUCAUCCUCUCCAAUUUCCAGUCACACAGAAUCAGGCAGCCCUUUGACAUCGACAACGAACAGUGAUCAUUCUCCCUCACCUCUGACAACAGAAGCAACUAGUCGCAUAACCGCUACUCGUUCUACUCCAUUUCCUACCACCCCAAGUUCUGCCUCUACUUUUACCUUGACCUGGAUGGAUUCUGAACCCACCACCAAUUCUCCACCAGCUCCCACCAGUACUGAAUCUCCCACCCUCUCAGCCCGAACAAAUACGAUAUCAGCCCCUACUACGCCCUCUCUUUCAUUUGCUGCCACAUCAAUCACACUGCCCUCUCCAACCUCGGCUGACGCAGAAUCGGCCAGAGGUUCAACGUCUUCCAUGACCAGGACCGAUUCUCCCUCACUUUCAACACCUGCAUUAUCCAGUCCCGAAUCGACUACGGGUUCGACUUCAGUUCUUACCACCCCAAGUUCUAACCCUGCUUCGACCACCACCUGGACUAGUUCUGAGCUGACCACCGGUUCCCCAUCAGCUGAGACCAGUCCCGAAUCUUCCACCCCUACAACUUCAGCCCGAAUAAAUACCACAUCAGCCCCUAUUUCGAUCUCAUCUUCUGCCAUGACAUCAUCAAUGGCACUGACCUCUCCAACUUCUGGCCACACAGAAUUAGACAGCACUCCGACGUCAACAGUGACCAGAACCGAUUCUCCUUCACCUCUGACGACAGAAUUAACCAGUCCCGUAACUCUAACAGGUUCUACCCACUUUCCUAUCGCCUCGAGUUCUACCAUUCCUUCUUCCCUCUCCUGGACUAGUUCCGGGACUACCACCAGUUCUUCACCAGGUUCAGACAGUACAGAACUUCCCACCAGAACCACCUCAACCAGAACAGCCCCUACAACCUUCAUUUCAGCUAUCACUCCAACUUCUAAUGAUACAGAAUCAGCAAGUAGUUUGCCAUCAAUAUCGACCACUACCGAUUCUCUCUCACCUUCAACUCUUGCAUUAACCAGCCCUGAAUCGAUAACAGGUUCGACCCCAAGUCCUCCUACCCCGAGUUCUCUCACUACUUCGGCCAUGAUCAGGACGAGUUCCGGACCCAGUGCCAGUUCUCCACCCGCUCCGACCGGUGUCACCUCAGUCAUAACAAAUUCAGUAUCAGGCCCUACUACCAUCUUCAUUUCAGCCACCCCCACGUCAACCACGCAGUCCUCUCCAACUUCUAGUGAUGUAGAUUCGGCCAGGACUUGGACAUCAACAACGACCAGUACUGUUUCUCCCUCACCCUCGAUAACAGAAUUCACGGGAUCCAAGACAACUGCAGGUUUAACCGCAAGUCUUUCCACCCCAAGUUCUCCCACUACUUCCACCCGGACCUGGAUGAGUUCUGGACCUAGCACCAGUUUUCCACCAGCUCCCACCAGUAUCGAAUCUCCCACCAGGAUGAGUUCAGCGUCAACCCCAGCUCCGUCCUCUCCUUCGGCUGUUGCCUCAGCAACCACACUGUCCUCUCCAACUUCCAGUGGUGCAGAAUCUGCCAGCAGUGUAACACCACCUACGACCAGUAUGGAUUCUUCGUCCCCUUCAACCCUUUCGCUAUCCAAUUCCGAAUCAACUACAGGUUUGACCCCAAUUCCUACAACGCCAAGCUAUUCCUCUAUUUCAUCCACAACCCGGAUGACUUCCGGGCCUACCCCAAGUUCUCCACCAGCUCUAACCAGUACCGAAUCUCUCACCAGUCUCACCUCGGCCAGAGCAAGUACAGUAUCAGCCCCUACCAAACCCUCACCUUCAGCUGUUUCAGCAUCAACCACACUGUCCUCCCCAACUUUUACUAAAACAGAACUCACCAGCACUGACUCACCAGCACUGACAUCCACAAUGACCAGCAGUGAUUCUUCAACACCUCCAGGAACCGGUCCUGAAUCUACUCCAGGUUCUACCCCAAUUUCUACCAUACCAGGUUCUACCGCUUCUCCAACACUAACCUGGACUAGUUCUGGAUCUCCCGUCAGUUCUUCACCCCCUUUAACCGGUACCAAAUCUCCCGCCAGUACUGUCUCGGCCCAACCGAGUACCCUGUCAGCCCCUACUACGACCUCGCCUUCAGCUAUUACAGCAUCAACCACCCUGUCCUCAUCGAUUUCUAAAUAUACAGAAUGGACCAGCACUUUCAAAUCGACAGUGAGCAGUACUGAUUCUCCCUCACCUUCUACAACAGAAUUAACUGGUUCGGUACCCUCUACAGGUUUUAUCUCAUUUUCCGCCACCCCAAACUCUACCACCGCUUCAACCGUGACCUGGAUGACUUCUGAACCUACCACUGGUUCUCCUCUAGUCUCAACCAGUACUGAAUUCCCCACCAGUACCACCUCAGCCAGAGCAAGUACCAUAUCUGGCCCUACCAUGACCUCAGUGACUGCCAUAUCAUCCUCAACCACACUGUCCACUCCAACCUCUAGUCACGCAGAACUGGGCAGCACUUUGAUAUCAACAACAACCAGUACCGCUUCUCUGUCACUUAUAACACUUGAACCUACUACUGGUUUUACUCCAUCUACUACCUCGAGUUCUACCCCUGCUUCCACCCUGUUCUGGAUAGGGUCCGGACCUACCACCAGUUCUCCCCCAGCUUCAGCCGGUCCCGAAUCUCCCACCAGUACCUCCUCAGCCAGAACGAGUACAGGAUGGGCUCCUACCGCUUCUUUCAUUUCGACUGUCACAGCAUCAACCACAAUGGCCCCGCCAGCGUCUAGCCAUACAGAAUCUGCCGGCACUCGGAUGUCAACAGUGACCAGCGCUGGCUCUCCAUCACCUUGGUCACCUGAAUUAACCAGCCCUGAAUCAACCAAAGAUUCUACUCCGGUUCCUAUCACAGCAAGUUCUAUGACUGCUUCCACCCUGAUCUGGAUGAGUUCAGGACCCACCGGAACUUCUCCACCAGCACUGACCAGUGGCGAAUCUCCUACGAGUAUCACCUCGGCCACGGCGAUUACACUCUCAUCUCCUAGUACGACCUCACCUUCAGCUAUUACAGCACCGACAGCAUGGUCCUCUCCAACUUUUACUCACACAAAAUCGACCAGCACUUGGACAUCAACAGUGACCGGCACUAAUUCUCCAUCACCUUCAACACCGGGAUUAAGCAGCCCUGGAAAAUCUACAGGUUCCACCUCCGUUCCUACCACCCCAGUUUCUAGCAGGACUUCGACCCCGAACUGGGUGAGUUCUGGAUCUAUCACCAGUUCUCCACCAGCUGCGACCGGUACCGAAUCUCCUACCGAUGCCACCUCAGCCAUAACAGGGACUAUUUCAGCUCCUAAUCCAUCUUCAGCAGUUACAGCACCCGGCACACCGUCAACUUUUAGUCAUACAGAAUCGGGCAGUACUCUGAUAUCAACGAAGACCAGAACCGAUUCUCCCUCCCCCUCAAUAACAGAAUUAACCAGUCUCACUGUUGCUACAGGUUCCAUCCGUAUUCCUACCGUCCUGAGUUCUACCUCUAUUUCCUCAUCACACCCAAGCUAUACCGAAUUCCCCACCAGUCCCAUCUCAGCCCAAACAAUUACAGUAUCAGCUCCUACUGAGCCUCCAUCUUCUACUGUGACAUCAUCAACCACACUGUCGCCUCCAACUUCUAGUCACAUGGAAUCGGCUAGCAGUUCAUCAGCAAUGUCCAGUACUGAUUCUCCCUCACCUUCAGCAACUUUAUUGACCGUCCCUGAAUCGACUACAGUUUCUUCCCCGAUUCCUUCCACCCCAAGUCCUACCACAACUUCUGCCAUGACCUGGGUGAGUUCUGGACCUACCUCUGGUUCUUCACCAGAAUUUCCCACUAGUACCACCUCACCCCAAACAAGUGUGGUAUCUGCUCCUAGGACACCCUCACCUUCUGCUGUGACAUCAUCAACCACGCCGCCCUCUCCAACUUCGAGCGCCACAGAAUCGGUCCCCACUUUGACAUCCACAGGGACCAGCACUGAUUCUUUCUCACCUUCGACACCUUCAUCAUUCACCCCGCAAUCUACUACAGGUUCAACCCCAGUUCCUUCCACUCCAAGUUCUGUCACUAUUUCUACCCUUGUCUGGACAAGUUCUGGAUCUACCACUGGCUCUCCAUCAGCUCCAAUCAAUACCGGAUUCCCCUCCAAUACCACCUCAACUCAAACAAGUUUGGAAUCAUCCUCAGCUAUAACUCUAUCUUCUGCUGUGACAUCAUCAACUAUACUGUCUUCUCCAAGUUCUAGUGGCACAGAAUCGGCCAGCACUUUGACAUCCACAAUGAUCAGCACUGAAUCUCUCUCACCUUCAACCCCUGCAUCAUUCACCCCAGAAUCGACUACAGGUUCGACCCCGAUUUCUUCCACCCCAGCUUCUACCACUGUUCCCACCCUGACCCGGACAGGUUCUGGGCCUUCCACUGGUUCUCCACCAGCUUCAACAAGUUCCGAGUCUCUCACCAGUACCUCCUCAGCCAGAACAAGUAUGAUAUCAGCCCCUACUUCAUCCUCUAUUUCGGCAGCCCCUGGACCAACCACAUUACCCUCUCCUACAUCUAGUCUUACAGAAUCUGCCGGCACUCGGAUGUCAACAGUGACCAGGGCUGGCUCUCCAUCACCUUGGUCACCUGAAUUAACCAGCCCUGAAUCGACUAAAGAUUCUUCUCCGGUUCCUAUCACUGCAAGUUCUAUGACUGCUUCCACCCUGAUCUGGAUGGGUUCUGGACCCACCAGCACUUCUCCAUCAGCUCUGACCAGUAGCGAAUCUCCUAUUGGUAUAACCUCGACCACGGCAAUUACACUUUCAGCUCCCAGUACGACCUCACCUUCAGUCAUUACAGCACCGACCACAAUGUCCUCUCCAACUUCUACUCACGCAGAAUCGGCCAGCACUUGGACAUCAACAAUGACCGGCACUAAUUCUCCAUCACCUUCAACACCGGGAUUAAGUAGCCCUGCAAAAUCUACAGGUUCCACCUCCUUUCCUACCACCCCAGGUUCUAGCAGGACUUCGACCCCAAACUGGGUGAGUUCUGGAUCUAUCACCAGUUCUCCACCAGCUGCGACCGGUACCGAAUCUCCUACCGAUGCCACCUCAGCCAUAACAGGUACUAUUUCAGCUCCUAGUCCAUCUUCAGCAGUAACAGCACCCAGCACACCGUCAACUUCUAGUCAUAAAGAAUCGGGCAGUACUCUGAUAUCAACAAUGACCAGAACCGAUUCUCCCUCCCCCUCAAUAACAGAAUUAACCAGUCCCACUGUUGCUACAGGUUCCAUCCGUAUUCCUACCGUCCUGAGUUCUACCUCUAUUUCCUCAUCACGCCCAAGCUAUACCGAAUUCCCCACCAGUCCCAUCUCAGCCCAAACAAUUACAGUAUCAGCUCCUACUGAGCCUCCAUCUUCUACUGUGACAUCAUCAACCACACUGUCGCCUCCAACCUCUAGUCACAUGGAAUCGGCUAGCAGUUCAUCAGCAAUGUCCAGUACUGAUUCUCCCUCACCUUCAGCAACUUUAUUGACCGUCCCUGAAUCGACUACAGUUUCUUCCCCGAUUCCUUCCACCCCAAGUCCUACCACAACUUCUGCCAUGACCUGGGUGAGUUCUGGACCUACCUCUGGUUCUUCACCAGAAUUUCCCACUAGUACCACCUCACCCCAAACAAAUGUGGUAUCCGCUCCUAGGACACCCUCACCUUCUGCUGUGACAUCAUCAACCACGCCGCCCUCUCCAACUUCGAGCGCCACAGAAUCGGUCCCCACUUUGACAUCCACAGGGACCAGCACUGAUUCUUUCUCACCUUCGACACCUUCAUCAUUCACCCCGCAAUCUACUACAGGUUCAACCCCAGUUCCUUCCACUCCAAGUUCUGUCACUAUUUCUACCCUUGUCUGGACAAGUUCUGGAUCUACCACUGGCUCUCCAUCAGCUCCAAUCAAUACCGGAUUCCCCUCCAAUACCACCUCAACUCAAACAAGUUUGGAAUCAUCCUCAGCUAUAACUCUAUCUUCUGCUGUGACAUCAUCAACUAUACUGUCUUCUCCAAGUUCUAGUGGCACAGAAUCGGCCAGCACUUUGACAUCCACAAUGUCCAGCACUGAAUCUCUCUCACCUUUAACCCCUGCAUCAUUCACCCCAGAAUCGACUACAGGUUCGACCCCGAUUUCUUCCACCCCAGCUUCUACCACUGUUUCCGCCCUGACCCGGACCAGUUCUGGGCCUUCCACUGUUUCUCCACCAGCUUCAACAAGUUCCGAGUCUCUCACCAGUACCUCCUCAGCCAGAACAAGUAUGAUAUCAGCCCCUACUUCAUCCUCUAUUUCGGCAGCCCCUGGACCAACCACAUUGCCCUCUCCUACAUCUAGUCUUACAGAAUCUGCUGGCACUCGGACGUCAACAGUGACCAGGGCUGGCUCUCCAUCACCUUGGUCACCUGAAUUAACCAGCCCUGAAUCGACUAAAGAUUCUUCUCCGGUUCCUAUCACUGCAAGUUCUAUGACUGCUUCCACCCUGAUCUUGAUGAGUUCUGGACCCACCAGCACUUCUCCAUCAGCUCUGACCAGUAGUGAAUCUCCCAUCAGUAUCACCCCGGCCACGACAAUUACUCUCUCAGCUCCUAGUACAACCUCACCUUCAGCUAUUACAGCACCAACUGCAUUGUCCUCUCCAACUUUUACUCACGCAGAAUCGACCAGCACUUGGACAUCAACAGUGACCGGCACUAAUUCUCCAUCACCUUCAACACCGGGAUUAAGUAGCCCUGCAAAAUCUACAGGUUCCACCUCCGUACCUAUCACCCCAGUUUCUAGCAGGACUUCGACCCCGAACUGGGUGAGUUCUGGAUCUAUCACCAGUUCUCCACCAGCUGCGACCGGUACCGAAUCUCCUACCGAUGCCACCUCAGCCAUAACAGGUACUAUUUCAGCUCCUAAUCCAUCUUCAGCAGUUACAGCACCUGGCACACCGUCAACUUCUACUCAUACAGAAUCGGGCAGUACUCUGAUAUCAACGAUGACCAGAACCGAUUCUCCCUCCCCCUCAAUAACAGAAUUAACCAGUCCCACUGUUGCUACAGGUUCCAUCCGUAUUCCUACCGUCCUGAGUUCUACCUCUAUUUCCUCAUCACGCCCAAGCUAUACCGAAUUCCCCACCAGUCCCAUCUCAGCCCAAACAAUUACAGUAUCAGCUCCUACUGAGCCUCCAUCUUCUACUGUGACAUCAUCAACCACACUGUCGCUUCCAACUUCUAGUCAGAUGGAAUCGGCUAGCAGUUCAACAGCAACGUCCAGUACUGAUUCUCCCUCACCUUCAGCAACUUUAUUGACCGUCCCUGAAUCGACUACAGUUUCUUCCCCGAUUCCUUCCACUCCAAGUCCUACCACAACUUCUGCCAUGACCUGGGUGAGUUCUGGACCUACUGCCGAUUCUUCACCAGCCCCAACUGGUACAGAAUUUCCCACUAGUACCACCUCACCCCAAACAAGUGUGGUAUCUGCUCCGAGGACACCCUCACCUUCUGCUGUGACAUCAUCAACCACCCUGCCCUCUCCAACCUCUAGCACCACGGAAUUGGCCAGCACUCUGACAUCCACAAGGACCGGCACUGAUUCUUUCUCACCUUCCACACCUACCUCAUUUACCCCGCGAUCAACUACAGGUUCAACCCCAGUUCCUUCCACUCCAAGUUCUGUCACUAUUUCUACCCUUGUCUGGACAAGUUCUGGAUCUACCACUGGCUCUCCAUCAGCUCCAAUCAAUACCGGAUUCCCCUCCAAUACCACCUCAACUCAAACAAGUUUGGAAUCAUCCUCAGCUAUAACUCUAUCUUCUGCUGUGACAUCAUCAACUAUACUGUCUUCUCCAAGUUCUAGUGACACAGGAUCGGCCAGCACUUUGACAUCCACAAUGACCAGCACUGAAUCUCUCUCACCUUCAACCCCUGCAUCAUUCACCCCAGAAUCGACUACAGGUUCAACCCCGAUUUCUUCCACCCCAGCUUCUACCACUGUUUCCGCCCUGACCCGGACCAGUUCUGGGCCUUCCACUGGUUCUCCACCAGCUUUAACCAGUUCCGAGUCUCUCACCAGUACCUCCUCAGCCAGAACAAGUAUGAUAUCAGCCCCUACUUCAUCUUCUAUUUCGGCUGCCCCUGGACCAACCACAGUGCCCUCUCCUACGUCUAGUCUUACGGAAUCUGCCGGCACUCGGAUGUCAACAGUGACCAGGGCUGGCUCUCCAUCACCUUCGUCACCUGAAUUAACCAGCCCUGAAUCGACCAAAGAUUCUUCUCCGGUUCCUAACACAGCAAGUUCUAUGACUGCUUCCACCCUGAUCUGGAUGAGUUCUGGACCCACCAGCACUUCUCCAUCAGCUCUGACCAGUAGUGAAUCUCCCAUCAGCAUCACCCCGGCCACGACAAUUACUCUCUCAGCUCCUAGUACGACCUCACCUUCAGUUAUUACAGCAAAAACCACAUUGUCCUCUUCAACCUCUACUCACGCAGAAUCGGCCAGCACUUGGACAUCAACAGUGACCGGCACUAAUUCUCCAUCACCUUCAACCCGGGGAUUAACCAGCCCUGCAAAAUCUACAGGUUCCACUUCCGUUCCUACCACCCCAGGUUCUAGCAGGACUUCGACCCCGAACUGGGUGAGUUUGGGAUCUAUCACUAGUUCUCCACCAGCAGCGACCGGUACUGAAUCUUCUACCGAUGCCACCUCAGCCAUAACAGGGACUAUUUCAGCUAUUAAUCCAUCUUCAGCUGUUACAGCACCUGGCACACCGUCCUCUCCAACUUCUAGUCAUACAGAAUCGGGUAGUAUUCUGACAUCAACGAUGACCAGAACCGAUUCUUCCUCCCCCUCAAUAACAGAAUUAACCAGUCCCACUGUUGCUACAGUUUCUGAAACUAUUCCUACCAUCCUGAGUUCUACCUCUAUUUCCUCAUCACGCCCAAGCUAUACCGAAUUCCCCACCAGUCCCAUCUUAGCCCAAACAAUUACAGUAUCAGUUCCUACUGAGCCUCUGUCUUCUGCUGUGACAUCAUCAACCACACUGUCGCCUCCAACUUCUAGUCACAUGGAAUCGGCUAGCAGUUCAACAGCAACGUCCAGUACUGAUUCUCCCUCACCUUCAGCAACUUUAUUGACCGUCCCUGAAUCGACUACAGUUUCUUCCCCGAUUCCUUCCACUCCAAGUCUUACCACAACUUCUGCCAUGACCUGGGUGAGUUCUGGACCUACCUCUGGUUCUUCACCAGAAUUUCCCACUAGUACCACCUCACCCCAAACAAGUGUGGUAUCCACUCCUAGGACACCCUCACCUUCUGCUGUGACAUCAUCAACCACGCCACCCUCUCCAAUUUCUAGCGCCACGGAAUCGGCCAGCACUUUGACAUCCACAAGGACCGGCACUGAUUCUUUCUCACCUUCGACACCUACAUCAUUCAUCCCGCGAUCAACUACAGGUUCAAUCCCCGUUCCUACCACUCCAAAUUCUGUCACUAUUUCCACCCUUGUCUGGACAAGUUCUGGAUCUACCACUGGCUCUCCAUCAGCUCCAACCAGUACCGGAUUCCCCUCCAAUACCACCUCAACUCAAACAAGUUUGGAAUCAUCCUCAGCUAUAACUCUAUCUUCUGCUGUGACAUCAUCAACUACAAUGUCUUCUCCAAGUUCUAGUGACACAGGAUCGGCCAACACUUUGACAUCCACAAUGUCCAGCACUGAAUCUCUCUCACCUUUAACCCCUGCAUCAUUCACCCCAGAAUCGACUACAGGUUCGACCCCGAUUUCUUCCACCCCAGCUUCUACCACUGUUUCCGCCCUGACCCGGACCAGUUCUGGGCCUUCCACUGGUUCUCCAUCAGCUUCAACCAGUUCCGAGUCUCUCACCAGUACCUCCUCAGCCAGAACAAGUAUGAUAUCAGCCCCUACUUCAUCCUCUAUUUCAGCUGCCCCUGUAUCAACCGCAGUGCCCUCUCCUACGUCUAGUCCUACGGAAUCUGCCGGCACUCAGACGUCAACAGUGACCAGCGCUGGCUCUCCAUCACCUUGGUCACCUGAAUUAACCAGCCCUGAAUCGACCAAAGAUUCUACUCCAGUUCCUAUCACUGCAAGGUCUAUGACUGCUUCCACCCUGAUCUGGAUGAGUUCUGGACCCACCAGCACUUCUCCAUCAGCUCUGACCAGUAGCGAAUCUCCUAUCAGUAUGACCUCGACCACGGCGAUUACGCUUUCAGCUCCUAGUACGACCUCACCUUCAGUCGUUACAGCACCGACCACAGUGUCCUCUCCAACUUCUACUCACGCAGAAUCAGCCAGUACUUGGACAUCAACGAUGACCAGAACUGACUCUCCCUCACCUUCAAUAACAGAAUUAACCAGUCCCGCUGUUGCUACAGGUUCUAUCCCUAUUCCUACCAUCCUGAGUUCUACCUCUAUUUCCUCAUCACCUCCAAACUAUACCGAUUUCCCCACCAGUCCCAUCUCAGCCCAAACAAUUACAGUAUCAGCUCCUACUGAGCCUUCGGCUUCUGCUGUGACAUCAUCGACCAUGCCGUCCUCUCCAACUUCUAGCAACACAGGAUCGGCCAGUACUUUUGGCUUCACAGUGACCAGCACUGAUUCUUUCUCACCUUCGACACCUACAUCAUUCACCCCGCAAUCUACUACCGGUUCAACCCCAAUUUCUAUCAAACCAAGUUCUGUCACUAUUUCCACCCUUGCCAGGACAAGUUCUGGGCCUACCGACAGUUCUCUACCAGCUUCAACCAGUACCAUCUCAGCCCAAACAAGUUUGGAAUCAUCCCCGGCACUAACUCUGUCUUCUGCUGUGACAUCAUCAACCACACUGUCCUCUCCAACUUCUAGUCACACAGAAUCGGGCAGCACUUUGACAUCCACAAUGACCAGUCCUGAUUCUCUCUCACCUUCAACACCUGCAUCAUUCACCUUCGAAUCAACGGUAGGUUUGACCCCAAUUCCUAUCACCCCAGGUUCUCCCACCAUUUCCACCCUAACCUGGACCAGUUCUGAACUUGCUACUGGUUCUUCACCAACUUCAACCAGUACCAAAUUCCCCACCAGUACCACCUCAGCUCGAACAAGCUUGGUAUCAGCUCUAUCUUCAGCUGUGACACCAUCAACCACACUGUCCUCUCCAACUUCUAGUCACACAGAAUCAGCCAACGCUUUUACCUCCACAACGACCGGCACUGAUUCAUUCUCACCUUCACCAGCCACAUCAUUCACCUCUGAAUCGACUUCAAUUUCAACCCCAAUUCCUACCGCACCAAGUUCUGUCACUACUCCCAACCUUGCCUGGACAAUUUCUGGGCCUACCACCGGUUCUCCUCCAUCUUCGGCCAGUACCUGGUCUCCAAUCACUUUCACUUCAGCCCAAACAAGCACAGUAACAGCCUCUACUACGCCCUCUCCCUCAGCUGUGACAUCAUCAACCACGCUGACCUCUCCAACUUCUAAUUACACAAAAUCAGGGAGCACUUUGUCAUCAGCAACGACCUUGACCGAUUCUCCUUCCCCUUCAACAGAAUUAAGCAGCCCUGUUGUGACUCCAGGUUCUACGCCCAUUCCCACCUUACAAAGUUCUACCCCUACUUCCUCACCACUUCCAACCCACACUGAAUUCCCUAGCAACACCACCUCAGCCCAAACUAUUACAGCAUCAGCUCCAACGAUGAUUUCAUCCCCUGCUGUAACAUCAACAGCCACGCUGUUCUCUCCAACUUCUGGUGACAGAGAAUCGGCCAGCACCUUGACGUCAACAGUGACCAGGACUGAUUCUCUCUCGCCUUCAACACCUGUAUCAUUCACCACCGAAUUGACUACGCAUUUCACCCCAAAUUCUAUCCCUUCAAGUUCUACCAGUAUUUCCACGACGACCUGGAUGAGUUCUGGAUCUACCAUCAGUUCUCCACCAGCUCAUACCAGUACUGAAUUUCCCACCAGUACCACCUCAGCCAGAACGAGUGUGGUAUCUUCUCCCAGGACACCCUCACCUUCAGCUGUGACGUCAUCAAAUACGCCAUCCUCUCUAACUUCUAGUCCCACAGACUCAGCCAGCACUUUGACAUCCACAGUGACCAGCACUGAUUCUUUCUCACCUUCGACACCUACAUCAUUCACCCCGCAAUCUACUACAGGUUCGAUCCCAAUUCCUACCACUCCAAGUUCUGUCACUAUUUCCACCCUUGCCUGGACAAGUUCUGGGCCUACCACCAGUUCUUUACCAGCUUCAAUCAGUACCAUUUCAGCCCGAACAAGUUUGGAAUCAUCCCCAGCACUAACUCCAUCUUCUGCUGUGACAUUAUCAACCACACUGUCCUCUCCAACUUCUAGUGACAGAGAAUCGGCCAGCACUUUGACGUCAACAGUGACCGGGACUGAUUCUCUCUCACCUUCAACACCUGCAUCACUCACCUUCAAAUCAACUGUAGGUUUGACUCCAAUUCCUACCACCCCAGGUUCUACCACCAUUUCCACCCUAACCCCAUCCAGUUCUGAACCUACCACUGGUUCUUCACCAGCUUCAACCAGUACCGAAUUUACCACCUCAGCCCGAACAGGUUCGGUAUCGGCUCUAUCUUCAGCUGUGACACUGUCAACCACACUGCUCUCUCCAACUUCUAGUGACAGAGAAUCGGCCAGCACUUUGACAUCAACAGUGACUGGGACUGAUUCUCUCUCAACUUCAAUGCCUGCAUCACUCACCACUGAGUUGACUACACAUUUGACCCCAAAUUCUACCCCGCCAAGUUCUGUCACUACUUUCACAGCUACCUGGAUGGGUUCUGGAUAUACCACCAGUUCUCCCACUUCUCCAACCAGUACCGAAUUCCCGACCGGUAGUACCUCAGCCACAGAAAGUACAGUUUCUGUUCCCACUACAAAUUCAUCUUCUGCUGUGACAUCAUCCACCCCUGUCUCUUCUCCAACUUCUAGUCACACAGAAGCGGCCAGCACUCUGACAUCAGCAAUGACCAGGAGUGAUUCUCCCUUGCCGUUGACAACAGAAUUAACCAGCACUGUAGCCACUAGAGUUUCUUCCCCAUUUCCUACCACACUGGUGUCUACCAGUCCUCCCUCCCCGACCUGGGUGAGUUCUGGACCUCCCACCAGUUCCCCACCAGCUUUCACCAGUAUCACAUCUCCUACCUCAACCGGAACAACCAUGGCAUCAGUCCAUAUGUCAACUUUCACCUCAGCUGUCACUGCAUGGACUACACAGUCACCGCCAACUUCUAGUCACACAGAAUCGGGUGACGCUUGGACAUCAACAACGUCCAAUACAGAAUUCACCCGGCCCGAACUGACUACCGGUUCCAUGCCAAGUCUUUCCACCCCAAGUACUACCACUACUUCUUCCUCAGACUGGACGAGUUCUGGGCCUACUACAGGUUCUCCACCGGCUUCGACUGGCCCCCAGCCUCCCACCAGCAUCCCCUCUGCUACAACAAAUACAACGUCGGCCCCUGCCAUAACCUCGCCUUUAGCCAUUACAGCACUGACCACCCGCUGGUCUCCAACCUCAAGUGCUACAGAAUCGGUCGGUAUAUCGACAUCGCCAACGACCUCGUCUUCCACUCCGGCAUUAACCAGCCCUGAAUCGAUCACUGGUUCCACUCCAAAUCUUCCCACCCCAAGUUCUUCCACUACUCCCAUUCCAACAGGGACGAGUUCUCCACCAGUUCCGAGGAGUACCGAAUCUCCCACCAGUACCACCUCAGUCCAAACGAGUACAGAAUCAGCCCUCACCAUACCCUCGCCUUCUGCAGGGACAUCAUCAACCACCCGGUCCUCUUCAACUUCGGGUCACCCGGAACUGACUGGCACUUUCACAUCCAUUCACACCAGUUCCACCUUACCGGCUCUGACCAGUGCUGAAUCUUCCAGCCCUGAAGUGUUUCUCACAACUUCUGCCGCCACCUGGCCCGGUAGAGAAUCAACCGUGAGUUCCAGUCCUUCUCUGACCAGUACAAGACCAUCCACCGGUUUUCUGACCAGUACCAAGCAUUCUGCAUCUUUCACCCCUACUCUGACCGGAACAGAGUCGUUUACCAGUCCCAACUCCACUGCCACUACAGGAUCCGUCCUUGCCUCGACCGGGACGCCCACAGCCUCACCCGUAACCACCACCCCGACGAGCGCUACGGCCCCAUCUGUGGCUCCACCCACCCCUGGGGGAUCAACCCCACAUCCAACUACUACCGAGGUCCUGACGACAACCCCAACUGCCAUCACCACCACGGUUCCUCCUGUCACCACCAAAGUUUCGACCACAAUCAUAACCACCCCCGUGACGACGACUCAAAUGUCCACCAGCUCAGGGACGUGUGAAAACGGGGGCAGGUGGGAAAACAACAGGUGCAUUUGCCCCAGUACCUUCUUCGGCUCCAAGUGCGAACUUCCCGUGGAAGAAGUGCAACUGAAGGAGGUAACUGAGGCACAGAGAAGUGAAGUGGCCCAGGAUGCUUCUCUAAGAGAGGACUUAGUGGGGGAUGUGACAUUAGUGAUGCUUUGA